This is a messenger RNA of Ctenocephalides felis (cat flea), 3441 nucleotides long. RefSeq names its product cold shock domain-containing protein E1-like. Lineage: Eukaryota; Metazoa; Arthropoda; Insecta; Siphonaptera; Pulicidae. Gene Ontology annotation, molecular function: nucleic acid binding. The record is from RefSeq and is a predicted model, not a curated record.
GCCUUUGUAUUUUAUAUAUGUACAAUAGAUAAACGUGUUUGAAAAGAAUAGUAAAGAAUUUUUAGACGGUCCUGAACAGAACAAAAUAAUCAUUGUUGACAAUGUCUAAUAAUCCUCAGUGGAAGAGUUUCCAGCCGUCAAGCCUGACAUCCGAUCCUGCUAUUUUGGAUUUUAAAUCUUACAGUAACAUUACAGCACCCGGACAUAAUUCCACACCUAAAUCUUAUCGGAAUGGAGGUUUCAGCGACACAACCAAACAAUACUUUUCCUAUCCAACAAGUUCUUCGCCCGCCUCUGUGCUCGUCAGGGGGCUCGUCCGGCCGCUUUCCAACGAUCGGCACAUUCACCCUCGACAACCCCGGCGGCGUCGGCAACGGCACCUCGCAGAAUCAGUCGACUUCGUUCAACAGUAGCGGCGACUCCAGUACCGUGGGGUUGUUUUCCACAGCCAACAAUUCGCAGACGUCGUCUGGCGGGGGCAAUGUGAACAAUAAUAGUUUCGGCAGCAGUGGAGCAGGCUCUAAUAAUGAUUCCAACAAUCAAGGGACAAGGGAGACUGGGAUUAUUGAGAAAUUAUUGCAUUCCUAUGGCUUUAUUCAAUGCUGUGAACGACAGGCUCGUCUAUUCUUUCAUUUCAGUCAGUUCAGUGGUAACAUUGAACAUUUGAAAAUUGGUGACCCUGUCGAAUUCGAAAUGACUUAUGAUAGGCGCACAGGCAAACCCAUUGCUAGCACCGUGUCCAAAAUUGCUCCGGAAGUGGUUUUAAGUGAGGAACGAGUCACUGGUAAUGUAACAACUGAAUUAAGGACUGAAGGAUCUGGCGACACACAGGGCCGAAUUUCAUAUGAGAACAGGGGCGAAUGCUUUUUCUUGCCUUAUACCAAGGACGAUGUUGAGGGCAAUGUCACUCUACGAAGUGGAGACAAGGUUUCGUUUCAGAUCGCAACAAAUCAACGUGGUAAUUUGGGUGCUUGCCACGUCCGGUUAGAGAACCCGGCUCAUCCAGUUUUGUACAGGGGUGUAGUGUGUUCUAUGAAAGAGUCAUUUGGUUUCAUUGAACGAGCAGAUGUAGUCAAAGAAAUAUUUUUCCACUUUUCUGAAGCCAAAACAUCAGAGGAACUUAGGCCUGGAGAUGAUGUUGAAUUUAUCAUUUUAACAAGAAAUGGUAAAGAAGUUGCAUGCAAUAUUGUUCGGCUACCACCAGGAACAGUUGUGUUUGAAGAUGUAGAUCCAGAUAUCACAAAGGGCCAAGUUUUAAAACCAUUAGAUCGGGGCACAGGGCAGAGACAUCAGAGUGAUCCUUUACCAGGCCGGAUCAGAUACAGGGCUCCUGAUCAUUCUGAAGUAGAGGUACCAUUUGGUGACAAAGAUCAAAAAGGCGAUUUCACUCUUCGUCAUGGUGACUGGGUCCAAUUCCAACUGGCGACAGAUCGACGUGAUCAACUACGCAGAGCCACUUCCAUUUCACUCCUGGACGAGUCCUUUGUUGUGUCCGGCGAACGUAGAGAUCAGGGCGUGGUAGUGGCUUUGAAGGAUGGUUUUGGCUUUCUUCGUUGUGCAGAAAGGGAGCCAAGACUGUUCUUCCACUUUACCGAGGUUUUGGAUGUGACGAGAGAGAUCUCCAUGGGAGACGAAGUGGAAUUCACAGCAGUACAAGAUCCUAAUAGCUCUUUUGCUAAUUUUAGACACAGCGCUAUAAGGAUUAAGCAUUUACCUCCGGGUACUGUAAAAUUCGAAACCCUAAUCGAAUCAAAUCUAACGGGAGUCGUGACUAGGGAAGCCUCUCCAAGAAGCCCUAGCAAAUCUCAAAACGGCGGUCCAACACAAAACGGCGGGCCUCCUGUUCCAGAAGGGGGCAUGAUUUCUUACCAAAGCAAUGGUCAAAAGAAAUCAGUUCCUUUCUUUGCAAAAGAUUGUGAUCGGCAACCUAGAAUGGGUGAUAAAGUUGAUUUCAACAUUAGUCAGGUUAAGCGUAAUAAAGAACUGAUAGCAACAGAUGUUGUAGUAACUGCCAUUAGUAACCAGUCAUCAAACCACAGCUUUAACGGUUCAACUGUCUCGUCAAGCAGCAGUAGUUCAACUUCACAAUCAAGCACCUCAUUGCGCAAUGGUGUCUCUAAAAAUGGACGUCAGUCUUUGAGCAACGGCCAGUUGUGCCAAGGAUUUGUAGGCUUGAAGGAUGGUUUCGGUUUUAUCGAGACCAUUUCGCAUGAUAAAGAAGUGUUUUUCCAUUUCAGCAAUUUUGAAGGCGACACAUCAAACCUAGAUUUAGGUCAAGAAGUAGAAUACAUAUUAGCUCCUCGUGGUUCCAAUGGAGGUAGCGGUUCUGGUAGUUGCUGUUCUGCAGAAAAUGUUAGAACUAUUGCUCGUGGAUCAAUACCACUGCCAGAAGGCACCGGUCCUUUGCUGAAUGGUACUGUUACCAGGCCUUUGAGAUCUGUUAACCCAGACCAGAAUGAAUAUUCUGGUUUGAUACAGGUGGUAUCAGAGAAUGGAGACAAGGAAAGCUAUGAAUUUGGAAUAACUGGUCUAAGUAAUAAACGCGAUCUGCUACAAAACGGCGAUCCAGUCACUUUAAGAGUUGACACAGAAGGCAGAGCUACCGAAGUAACAGCUCUGAGAAAGAAGCGAAGGGCUACUGUUGAUGCCAUCAAAGGACUUUUUGGAUUUUUGGCCUAUGAAGUAGAAGAAGGAAAGAAGUUAUUCUUUCACAUGUCAGAAGUUGAAGAUGGUGUUCAAUUGCAACAAGGCGAUACCGUGGAAUUUGCCUUGAUCACAAACCAAAGAAGUGGAAAGUCAUCUGCGUGCAAUGUUGUUAAGCUAAUAUUCAAAAAUGGCACCAGACCCGAACGUUUGAUUUCUCGUCUUCGUGUAAGUUCCCUUGAAGAGACUGGACCUCGCCUAACAGUGUCCAGACAACCUAAAGGCCCCGAUGGAUCUAAAGGAUUUCAAUCAUCUGCACGUCAACCCAGACAACCUGGUGUAAUCCCAGAAUGAUUAUCCAGAAGUAGAAAAAAAGAAAAAUCUUGAGUUCCUAAAAAUGAUGUCCAAAAAUUAAAAAUGGCAAAAGUCUUAAAUGAGACUCUUACCAACAUCCUUAUCUCACAGAAAAAAUGAAUUAAAAGGCUUUAUUUAAGGAUUGGGAGGAUUGAUGAGAUAAAUAUCCGCUCAAAAAAUAUGACAUAAAUGGUUUAAACUAAUAAGACUAAGUAAAAAUAUGAAAAAAUGAAUUUUUUAGAGAAAAUGUGAUAUGCAGCAAAACAGUGAUCAGUUAUUUUGAUUUCUGAUGCAAACGCAAUUUUGUUUAUGUAUGGCAUCGUAAUGGAAAAACCAAAAAUUAAAUUCGUCGCUGCUUUUUUGGCAUACCAGAACAAAAAAAAAACAACAACCAAAAUACCGCGUUAUUCGUGAAUAAAUUACAUAAUGAAAAAAAUGUCUUAA